UAUAAAUAAAAAUUCAUAAAUUCAAAAUCACCAACGACAGAAAAAUGGCAAGCAUGGCAUUUACAAGCAGCCUCACUAAGCUCCAAGCUGCCAACAGGCUCAGUUUCAUCCUGCCCAAACCUUGCGCCUCAAUGGCUUUCUUUCCUGUUUCGAACACACCCAAUUUCCGUGCAAACAGGCGUUAUGGAGCCAUGGCGUAUGAUGAAGCUGGUGAGGCGGCCAAACAAGGCCGUGAUGCGGCCAAGAAAGGCGUAGAUGCCGCCAAGAAGGGUGGCCAGCAAGUGAAGAAAGAGGCUGCCUCAGCCAUGAAUAAUGCCGGCGAGAAAAUAGAGGACAUUGCCGGGAAGGUGCCGGGAACCGCCCAGGAGGCCGCCGGCAAAGCCAAGCAGACGGCGGCUGACGCCGCCGAAAAAGUGAAGCAGACAGCGCAGGACGCGUGGGGGACCGUUAAAGACACCGCGCACAACAUCAAAGACACGGUGGUUGGCAAGGCGGAGGCCGCCGCCGACUCUGCUAAAAACGCCGCUGGAGAGGCUAAAACUACCAUUCACUCUCACAAAUGAACACCCACUUUAUUUAUUAAAUAAAUUCUACAUGUUGUAUUUAAAUUUCAUUGAAGAUAGAUUUUUAAUUUUUUUUUUUUAAAUUUAGGAAUAAUGAUUUUGGGCCCUGAGAAAAAGAGGCGCUAGAAUCUAGUUUUGUUAGGAGCAGAUAGUGAUGUGCUGAUGAUGCAUCCAUGGUCUUGUGGGUCUUAUUACUUUAUCUCUGUUAACUCAUUCGUAUUUUCCUUUGCCUUUUUCUUCUAAUUUUCGAUAAUCACCCAAUGUAUAUUUUAUAUUUAUGUUUGUUAAAAAAAGGCAAGUGAUAAUAGAAUGACACUAUCAUUUCUUGUGAUGUGUAGUUAUACUUUGUCG
Molecule: messenger RNA, 914 nt
Organism: Striga asiatica
Lineage: Eukaryota; Viridiplantae; Streptophyta; Magnoliopsida; Lamiales; Orobanchaceae
Source: the annotation of a GenBank genome assembly